This is a messenger RNA of Nerophis lumbriciformis (worm pipefish), 1371 nucleotides long. NCBI's taxonomy places the organism in Eukaryota, Metazoa, Chordata, Actinopteri, Syngnathiformes, Syngnathidae. The record is from RefSeq and is a predicted model, not a curated record.
AUGCUCGCAGGAUUCUUCUUCUUCCUCCUGCUGCUCCUCACCGGUGGCGUCCCCGCUGACAGAGUGUGUUCCUACAACCAAGUGUUGGAGCACCUGAACAUCAGCGCAGACCAGACCUUGUACUCCAUGACACGACCUGUCAGAGACCACACCAAGACCACCGUGGUGACCUUGGAGGUCAUCCUCUAUGCCAUCCUCGACGUGAGAGAGUUGGACCAGACCUUCAUUCCUUACGUUUGGAUUUUCACGAGUUGGCAGAACGAUCACAUCUCCUGGAAGCCGCAGGACUUCUGUGGCAUCGAGAACAUCACUCUUCCCAACCAGCUCUUGUGGAAGCCUGAUCUCACCAUUGAGGAGAUGAUAGAGAAGGACAAGGCCCCCCCCAGCCCUCACCUCACCAUCUCCAGCAGUGGGCAGGUGUGGGUGCAGGACGGCCAGGUGCUGCCCAGCACCUGCAGGAUGCACAUCUACAAGUUCCCCUUCGACAUUCAGAGCUGUGACCUCUCCUUCAAGUCCGUGGUCCACUCCGUCCAGGAGAUCCGGCUGCUGCACUCGCUGAGCUCGGCCGAGGCCACCAGGUGGUCCAGGGAGGUGAUGCGCACGCAGUACGAGUGGCUCUUCGUGGGCAUGAGCGUGGACAACAAGACUCUGACCGUCUUCGGCAUGGAGCAGGACGUGAUCGUUUAUACGAUCACCAUGAAGAGGAGACCGAUGCUCUACAUCGUCAACUUCAUGCUCCCCGUCCUCUUCUUCCUGGGUCUGGACAUGGCCUCCUUCCUGAUCCCGGACACCGGAGGAGAAAAGCUGAGCUUCAAAGUCACUUUGCUGCUGGCCGUCACCGUCAUGCAGCUCAUGCUCAACGAGAUCCUGCCCUGCUCCUCCAACAAGAUUCCCCUCAUAGCCAUGUACUGCAUCGGCAUCUUUGCACUGAUGCUGCUCAGCCUCCUGGAGACCAUCUUGGUCAUGUACCUGAUGGACAAGGAUGCCGGCAGUGAGGACGCCAAGGCCGGGGAAGACCAGAGCCUGAGUGAGGACUUUAGCGGCCAGGCAGACUCUAAAGGAGGAGGCGAUAAGAAAUGGACGCGUUGUGCGAGCAUCUGCAACGGUCCUGCACGUGAAAACUCAGCUGAACUCAUGAAGGACGGGGAGCAGACCGAGUCCAGAAGCGUGGACGUGAUCUCGGAGGAGACCCGGGAGGUGAUGAGGGCGCUAACCGUGCUUCUCAACAACGGCAAAGAAGCGAGCAAGCCGAGCUACUGGAGCAAAGUCAUCACAAAAAUCCACAGAAUCUUUUUCGCCUUCUAUGUUACUGCUGUGACUUUGUUUCUGGCCGCUAUGAGUUUUAUUUGGCAGAGCAAUCAAGAUGACUGA